Messenger RNA from Botrytis fragariae, 1662 nucleotides. RefSeq lists its product as uncharacterized. The coding region runs from base 1 to 1662 and encodes 553 amino acids. Gene Ontology annotation, molecular function: ATP binding; protein kinase activity. Lineage: Eukaryota; Fungi; Ascomycota; Leotiomycetes; Helotiales; Sclerotiniaceae. Gene Ontology annotation, cellular component: cytoplasm; centrosome; nucleus. The transcript has 3 exons. The record is from RefSeq and is a predicted model, not a curated record. Gene Ontology annotation, biological process: protein phosphorylation; chromosome segregation.
AUGGCUGCCGUACCACCGGAAGGUAAUGUGCCAGGUGCGGGGGCUGUAAUUGUAGACGUGAAUGUGGAUGUGGACGUGGACACAGAUAGCUCUAGCGGAGGGGGUUGGCAAGAUGUAGGCAUAAGUACUUUAACAGGACAAUCAGACGCCAUGGCAGUUAGGGUGUUGCGCGCAUUUCGUGCGAACACAAUCCGUCAAAAUAAAUGGCAGAAAGACAAUCCACACAACUUGACAGGAGAUAAUAUAGAAGUUGACGCGUGCAUUGCCAGUGGAUCAUUCGGACUUGUUUUCCGCGCCGAGAACAAAGAUACCCGUAGUGAGGGACAGCCCGGGAUCAAAUAUGCUAUUAAGAUUUCCAAACUUCGAUUAGAGUCGGAGGCUAACCUUGACUACAACAUGGGCUCAGAUCGCAGUCCCACUCUUACACGAACCAGUGAAGCUUCUGUUGUUGAUCCGAAGCAAAUGAAAGCAUUGAGCUUAACCUCCAAACGUGGAAGGGAGAUAACAACAUUCCUUCAAUAUAUCAAAUCAGGACACCCUAAUGUCAUGAACAUGGCUGGUUGGGCUGAAUUUGACGUCUUGGGAAAUCCUUUUUCUUUGAUUGUUCUGGAGAUUUGCGAUCUUGGCACUCUUUCCGACAUGUGGCACACUUUCGAACAGUUGUUUAGCGGCCUUGCAUUUCUCCAUGGCGAGCAUCCCCAGUACAUAACAAAACCAGAAUUUGCGGGACGUUUAGAAACAACUGUCGCUCGUGAUAUUAAAUCAAAUAAUGUCUUCAUAAAAUCACUUCCUGCAAAUGCUCCCCCGAAUACAUAUCCGACUGUCAAAUUGGGAGAUUUUGGCGAGUCCCUACAUCUACCCAGACAUGGUACUCGCGAUCAUAAUUACGGAAAUAGUACCUGUGAUCCACCAGACACCAAGAUGAGUGCAAAGUAUGAUGUGUGGUCCGUAGGCGCCAUGAUAUAUAUGGCGGCUAGGAGGGGACGUUAUCCAAACAAAGGGUGCACCCUGGUAGACUCAUCUGGAAAGAUCAUUAAGUUUCAUCGCGCAAACCCAGAACAAAGAGAACUCCUACUUGCUGCACGAAGUCAAGAGUCGAGGUUUGAGCCUAUAAAUGAGCAUUUGACUUUACGGUUAGAAACCGAGAUUAGAUGGGCCAUGACACUUAACCGAACCGAUCGACCAACUGCUGUAGAAGUAUAUCUCAAGGUACAGAAGCUCAACGACGAGAGGAAGAGAUUCAUGUAUAGGGAAUUGCCAGAUUGGGCCCCAAAAUUGCGAUUGCAGAGAGAAUACAAACCCCUUGAAUUGGUAAAGAUGGACUGGAUGAUUGAAGACGCGGAGGAGAGAGACUUUCUAUUUGAGUAUUCAGGAGGACUUAUGGUGCGGAGGACAGAGAGAGAGAGGAAUAGGGUACGGAGAAGUAUUGCUGAGCACCACGCGAUGGUUCAGAAAAGGAAAAAUGAGAAACAACGCGAAGCUGAUUUGAGAGCUGGUGUACGCGACCACGCGGAGCUAGAUCGGGCAAGGAGAAGGGUGGUUGAGCAAGAGGAAAUUGGCAAGGUUAACAACGAGAGGAAGGAAUAUGGGGGUUGGUUGAGAUCUGGGUAUAAGAGGAGAAAAUUAGAAUAUCAUAGAGGUAGGGCGCAUUGGGUUGAUUGA